Messenger RNA from Papilio polytes (common Mormon), 1417 nucleotides. RefSeq names its product glycerophosphodiester phosphodiesterase 1. Gene Ontology annotation, molecular function: phosphoric diester hydrolase activity. The transcript has 9 exons. Gene Ontology annotation, biological process: lipid metabolic process. Bases 83 to 1243 code for a protein of 386 amino acids. The record is from RefSeq and is a predicted model, not a curated record. Lineage: Eukaryota; Metazoa; Arthropoda; Insecta; Lepidoptera; Papilionidae.
AAAGAGUUUUUUUUUAAUAUUUAAAUUUAAAAAAUAAAUAAAUAUAAAUUUCGGUAAACUGUCAUUUUGUAUUUGAAACAAGAUGGCGACGUGUGCGAUGCGCACGGGAUGGCUUGCAUCGGCAGGAACGUCGAAAUACUCAUCAAUCUGCCCAAAAAUCUUGCAAAGUGCUCUUGUCCACCCCAAUGCGCUGAACUCAACUACUAUUCUCACACAAAAAAGGUCCUUGUUCGUGUUACCUAUCGGUAUCGAUGUCGGAAUACUCGGAGUUACGGCAUAUUUUAUAACAAGGUUAAAGAAAGCAGACCCUAUUAAUGUGGAACAGAUAUUUGGUCCUGACCCGUGGAGUAAGGAAAGUGAAUUACAUCCAGAAAAGGUAGUGAAGUGUAUCGCUCAUAGAGGGGCAAGUUUAGAUGCUCCGGAGAAUACUAUGCAGGCUUUUAAAUACUGUGUAGCGAGAGAUUGCAACUUUGUGGAGCUGGAUGUCCGAUCUUCUCGUGAUGGUCAUCUGGUGCUCCUCCAUGAUGAAGGUCUGGGUCGGCUGACUGGUACUGAAAUCAACAAUGUCCAUGUCAUGGACUGGGACGAGAUUAAGAAUGUUGAUAUUGGAGCCAAUCAUCCAAAUAGGCAUCAGUUUAAGGAAGUACACCUCUGUUUAUUGGAUGAUGCACUCAAAUAUCUACUGGCCAAUGAUGUUAGAGUGAUCAUAGACGUCAAGGGUGAAGACAAGGAGGUGGUCCAAGGUAUAGUGAAGGCGUUCUCCGAGCAGCCGAAUCUGCACCAACGCGCGGUGGUCACAAGCUUCAAUCCUUUCGUUUUGUAUAGGAUUAGGCACAAAAAUCCAAAGAUUGUAGGCGCAAUGAGUUAUCGUCCGUAUUGCUUUAGUGCUCAAGAUUAUGACGCUGCGACUGGACCUAGUAAUCUUAGGUUCGGCGGCAGCGCGGUGGUGCAGGGCGCGCUGCGGCUGGCGGACUGGGUGCACGCGCGCGCGUGGCGGCUCUGCGCGCGCUGGUGCGGCGUCAGCGCGGUGCUGCUGCAUAAGGACAUCGUGCACCCUAGGGAGGUGCAGUACUGGCGGGCGCGCGGCGUGCGCUGCGCCGGCUGGUCCGUCAACCGGCCGCUGGAGAAGCUGUACUGGCGCGGCGUGCUGCGCGCGCCCUACCUCGCCAGCACGCUGCUCGGCGAGCCCGAGGUAGAUGACCAACGUCGAGUCGAAAAGCGAGCCAUUAAAGAGGUCGAGUAAACCGCUCCUAAACUCGAAUUGUAUUUGAAAUGUUUUUUUUUAUAGUUUUGGUGUGUUCGUUAUGCGGUACAAUUUUGUGCAAUAAUUUAAAAGAAAAUUAUCUGUUUUGUCCAAAGAGUUUAUUUUUUUUAAAUCCAGUCUAGUCUGACAAAGUAUAAUCUAUGACAUUUGAAA